Messenger RNA from Cladophialophora carrionii CBS 160.54, 456 nucleotides. RefSeq lists its product as uncharacterized. The record is from RefSeq and is a predicted model, not a curated record. The transcript is spliced from 4 exons. The coding region runs from base 1 to 456 and encodes 151 amino acids. NCBI's taxonomy places the organism in Eukaryota, Fungi, Ascomycota, Eurotiomycetes, Chaetothyriales, Herpotrichiellaceae.
AUGUCCAUCAUGGUCCAAUUCAAGUGCAUUCUGCUAUUCAGUCUCAUCGGUGCAACUGUUUCCGCCUUCCCAGCUUCGAAACUUCCCUCGUGCGUUAGUGGCUUGCCUCCGUACCACCCUCUCGUCAUUCAGCAGGGAUUCAAUGCCUCCGCUGUCGAUGGGGGUCUGAGGGGCGACGCUGCAGAUAUCCUGAAAGCUGGCUAUAAUCUCCGAGUCAUUCUCAUGGGUCCAGAGCAGAACAUCAGUGUUCUCGCUAACGAGACGACGGGUGUUCGCUGGGAUGAUAUCAUCCAGCUGUUCCGCGACAAAGCUCCACAAGCUCCGAUCCUCUUCGACUAUUCAUAUGUCACCGCUCUCUGGGCGAUACAGAGUCGCUUCCCCCUGUCGAGCAAUUGCACAGAUUCCCCGGGAACAGAUCUCGUAUGGUUGACCGACCCUCCAAAUCGACCACGCUAG